AUGUCACUCUGGAGAGCAUACCAAGGCCUCUCUUCAAAGGCAAGGCUUGGUGUAGGUGUCGGGCUACUCGGAUGGGGGCUCAUUGGCCUGUACAUGUCUGACCGUGCAGAAGAGAGGUUUGGCUACACCCCAUCCGAACAGGAUAAGGCCGCGUUGGAGAUGAUGAAACCCAAGAUCCACGUAGUAGACCGUGACGAGAAGCCAUGA
Molecule: messenger RNA, 207 nt
Organism: Diaporthe citri
Lineage: Eukaryota; Fungi; Ascomycota; Sordariomycetes; Diaporthales; Diaporthaceae
Exons: 2
Coding region: 1-207 (68 amino acids)
Source: RefSeq, a predicted model, not a curated record